AUUUUUAUGACCCAAGAUGCACCCACCUCCAACCAUCUUCCUCUCUUUGCUACGUCUAUCUUUUACAUGAAGGAAAAGAACAAUGGAGAAUGAAGAAUCAUCGUCAAGUAGACCAUCAAUAGGGUUUCCUCUGGGUUUAGCCCUUCUUUUGAUCUUAUUAUUCUGCAUAAGUGCUGUCCUUCUUUGUUACCUAAACUGGCAGAAGCUUCGUGCCCUUAUCCUCCGAUCGUCUGAUCAAGAUCAGGACGAUAUCGAAUCGGAUAUCGGUCGUUCACCGGACCUCGAAGUUUCAUCUCCUGUCAUGAAGCCAAAAGGUAAAAUUGUAGGGCACAGUAUGCCGGUUUUGAUGCCAGGAGAUAAGGUACCAAGGUUCAUGGCAAUGGCUUCUCCAUGUGAGCCACCAAGAACGGAGACGAUAACCAUAACGGUACCAAAACCUCCGGCUCUUUCGGUGCCGUUUUAUUACUCGUGAUCGUUAAAACUAUCUACUCGUGUCAGGUAUUACUGGUAAUUGGUCAUUAAAUUGCAUCUUUACUAUACAUUUGAUGACGAAAAUUUUUCUGCUGAUAGAUUGCAUAUUAGACGCUGUAUAUAAUUCACGACAGAGCAAUGUUCCAAACAAAGAAUAUAUCUAUAUGUAAUUUUUUUUUCUCAAGAAAUUGUUUAUUGUAAAAUCUGAUCAUCAA
Gossypium raimondii (Peruvian cotton) is the source of this 686-nucleotide messenger RNA. RefSeq lists its product as hypothetical. The coding region runs from base 83 to 472 and encodes 129 amino acids. The transcript is spliced from 2 exons. The record is from RefSeq and is a predicted model, not a curated record. NCBI's taxonomy places the organism in Eukaryota, Viridiplantae, Streptophyta, Magnoliopsida, Malvales, Malvaceae.